AUGGGCUACGCGGCCCCAGCAGGGGUGGUUUCCGUGGUGCUCACCAGCAGCUUCCUCAUCAACAGCAUCCACCGUCGCCACGAGGAGGGCUGCAGGGAGCUGGUGGCCAUCACCACCCUGGCAGCCAGCACAGCAGCCGUGGCCGCCCUGCCGCUCCUCACCAUCUACCUCUGCUAUCACAUCACCCAGGGGACGCUGAGGGAAGGUGACCAUGCUUGGGUGGACAGGCCUGCCCACCAUGCCCUGGAGCUGCUGUCCCAAGAGCACGUGGUUGCAGAAGGACUGUCCCUCUUGCUGGGCUGCUCUGCAGAGCUGAGUGUCACCGAGAGCCGCGUGGCAGCCGAGGGAUCCUCCAUCCUGCUGCAGGCACCACAGCUCCCCAACAUCAACCUCACUGAGUGGGAAUUCAUCGGGGGCAGCAGCCCCCAGCUCAUCCUGCAGCACUACACACAUUCCUACCCCCCGGUCACCUACCCACCUCCCUUCCAAGGCAGAGUCAUCUUCUACCCCCAGAACGGCUCCAUCCUCCUGCAGAGGCUGCAGGUGACAGACAGUGGCAUCUACAGAGCAACAGUCGAUCUGAUGCAGGACAAAGCCUGGACCACCCUCCUCGAGGUCCUCAAGCCCGUGUCCCAGCCAGAGAUCCAGUACAGCCCCAGCCUGGCAGGUUCCCCCAUCGAGCUGACCUGCGUGGUGCCCGAGGGAGUGGUGGCUUCCAUCUCCUGGAAGAAGCAGGGACAUCCCCUUCCCCCUGAGAAGUGCUACCAGCUCUCAGGAAACACCACCGUGCUGCAGAUCAGGAAGGGAGAGAAGUCAGACUGUGGUUCCUACUCCUGCAAUGUCAGCAACAGGAUCAGCUGGAAGGAGACGGCCCUGAACCUGACCCUGGCAGGUCUCACCCCUCCCCUCCACCACGCCUGGAGGUUGGUGCUCAUCACCUUCAUCCUCAGCGCUGGCUCCACCGUCGGCUUCGUUGUCCUGCUGUGUCAGAGGUUUGGACAGAAAGCACAGAAACAUCUCACUGUGUUCACCCACGGGCUGCUGUGCAUCUCCUCUGUCCUCCUGCUUGCCACCUCCAUCAUCUGGCUGCAGGAAGAAGGGCACCGUGUCCUCCAGAGCUUUGCAGCCCCCACAGCGCUCGUCGUCAACUCGCUCUUCAGCCUCCUUUUGCUCCACAAUAUCCAGCAGCUCCAUGAGCAGGGCUGCUCAGAGGCCACUGAUCUGACCACCUAUGCCUGUGUCACCGUGGCCAUCCUGGCCCUGCUGCUCCUCCUGAUCUUCCUCACAUCAGAGCAGGGCUGCUCAGAGGCCACUGAUCUGACCACCUAUGCCUGUGUCACCGUGGCCAUCCUGGCCCUGCUGCUCCUCCUGAUCUUCCUCACAUCAGGAGGUGACUCCAGCCCAGUCCUGACCCUGCUGCUGAACUGGUUCCUGCCCUGGCUGGUGCUGGACCAGGUUUCCCUGCCCAAGUACAAGUUCCUGCAGCAGCUGCUGCCCAUGGCACUGAUCCAGCUCAAGGCCCAGGCCCCCACCAGCACGGAGGAGCUGCGCUGUCUGCAGGUGAUCAACCAGCAGCAGGAGGGCUCCAGCCUGGAGGAGCUGAUCACCAACCAGUCCUGCCUCAAGCUGGCCAACACCAUCAAAGCCUACGUGGCCACGGUGACAGAGAAGGUGAUCCACAGGAGCGCGGUGCAGGAAGCCCGGAGGAGCUACCUGAACACCUCGGAGGGGCAGGCACGUCCCAGAACAGCCAACAAGCCCUCAGCACACCUCACCCUCCGCCCACAGAGCCUGGCCCAGGAUGGGAGCUCCAAGCGCUUCGGGAACCUCUCCCAGUCCUGCCGCCACGCCAUCGCGCGCUGGGAAGCCAGCACCAGCCUCUCCCACCUGCAGAACAUCACCUACCGGGACGGGAGGCUGCGGGUCAACCAGGCGGGCAAGUACUACGUCUACUCCCAGAUCUACUUCCGCUACCCCAGCGACGGGGCCGGUGCCCACCCCUCCGUGCCCCAGCUCGUGCAGUGCAUCAACUGGAAGACGUCCUACAGCCAGCCCAUCCUGCUGCUCAAGGGGGUGGGCACCAAGUGCUGGGCACCCGAGGCAGACUACGGGCUCCACGCUCUCUACCAGGGGGGGCUGUUUGAGCUGAAGGCCGGUGAUGAGCUCUUUGUCUCCGUCUCCUCCUUGGCCAUCGACUACAACGACGCUGCCGCCAGCUACUUCGGGGCCUUCCGGCUCGACCUGUGA
Molecule: messenger RNA, 2247 nt
Organism: Chaetura pelagica (chimney swift)
Lineage: Eukaryota; Metazoa; Chordata; Aves; Apodiformes; Apodidae
Exons: 16
Coding region: 1-2247 (748 amino acids)
Biological process (GO): immune response
Cellular component (GO): membrane
Molecular function (GO): tumor necrosis factor receptor binding
Source: RefSeq, a predicted model, not a curated record